AUGGAAGAAGCAGGAGAUCUUUGCAUUGCAGAUUCAACAAUAAAGAAGCAGCAAGAGAGGAUAGGAAGCACAGGUCCACAAAAUUUAAGAAGCAGGAGAUCUUUUCAUUGCAGAUUCAACAAUAAAGAAGCAGCAAGAGAGGAUAGGAAGUACAGGUCCACAAAAUUUAAGAAGCAGGAGAUCUUUGCAUUGCAGGUUCUCAAGUACAGCUUCUCCUUCAGCAAGAACAGUGAUCUGCACAGUAGUCACAUCACCAAAUCUCACUCAAAAGCUCUUGAGACAGUCAGAGGCAGCAGUGCCUCAGAUGAUCUUACACUGCGGUUAUUUAGCUAUGAGGUUCAAGAUUUAGACACCUGUACUUCUCAUCUAAAGACAUCUUUAAAGAGCAUCCACAAGGUGAUACAGAAGGCCAAUGAAAUUUUGUGUGGUAUCAGCCAGCCCUCUGUAUGCAGUGAAGUACUGAUGUCCUCUCGGGGGACUGAUUACAUCUCAGGUGUGAUUGAAGUGUAUAGAGUAUCGAAAAGAAUGGAAGGAGGAAUGAAAGCAUUCAAUAUUGACUGUGAGAGGUUACAACUUGUACUAAGGGACAUUGAAUUAGCUUGGAAUAAUUUACAGGCCUUUCUGUCCAUGUCUCCCAGUGUACUUCAGAAACUGCCCUCCUCAUCAGCUUUUGAUUAUGAGACUAAAGAAAUGCCGUGCGACUCAAGGCUUUGUCUUCAAAGGUGCUGUGGUGUAUGUCUGCUGGACAGAUUGGACCAACAGGUCCCACCAGAGCCCAUUGGGAACAUGCUGGAGUUUGGGGGACGCCUCUAUCACCCAAGCUGUGCCAACUUUUGGCUACACUGUGUGGACUCCAGUCUGCCUGUAUUAUCUUGUCACAGUAACUGUUCAGUUUGUGUUAAACUAAAGGAAGAGAUAAUGUGACCUAAUGGAAUUUCAGGCCAUCUUAUUUAUUUU
Messenger RNA from Nanorana parkeri, 957 nucleotides. Its product is annotated as synergin gamma-like. The transcript is spliced from 7 exons. Bases 1 to 924 code for a protein of 307 amino acids. The record is from RefSeq and is a predicted model, not a curated record. Lineage: Eukaryota; Metazoa; Chordata; Amphibia; Anura; Dicroglossidae. Gene Ontology annotation, cellular component: clathrin coat of trans-Golgi network vesicle.